AUGGGCCCCUGUACCGCCUCCUCAUGCUGCUGCCAGGCCCGUAAUCUGCCAUGGGCCCCCGUAACCAACUCCUCAUGCUGCUGCCAGGCCCGUAAAUCUUGUCAUGGGCCCCUGUACCGGCCUCUCAUGCUGCUGCCAGGUCCAGAGUCUGUUCAUGGGUCCCUGUACAGCCUCCAUUGCUGCUGUCUCCAUCGCCACACUCUGCCAUGUGCCACUUUCAGGUCUCUCCUCACACUGCUGGUGGGUUCCAUUUUUGUCAUAGGGUGCUUUAUGGCCUCCCAUUGCUGCUGCCUCCACCGCCCACACUGUGGCUCUCCACACUCUGGUUUUGGCCCCGUGACUGCCCAAAUGAGUGAAGUGUGCGGUGAUUCUAAGAUCGACGGCAACUCAUCUGCAUGUCAUACUGACUGACAGUAUUAUUUCUCUUCCCCAGCAGACUCCAAGGGCAUUUAAAUUAAAGGUACAGUGUUCUGCACUAAUAUAA
Molecule: messenger RNA, 484 nt
Organism: Staurois parvus
Lineage: Eukaryota; Metazoa; Chordata; Amphibia; Anura; Ranidae
Source: the annotation of a GenBank genome assembly